Messenger RNA from Acyrthosiphon pisum (pea aphid), 1130 nucleotides. RefSeq names its product WD repeat-containing protein 64-like. The transcript is spliced from 4 exons. The record is from RefSeq and is a predicted model, not a curated record. The coding region runs from base 1 to 663 and encodes 220 amino acids. NCBI's taxonomy places the organism in Eukaryota, Metazoa, Arthropoda, Insecta, Hemiptera, Aphididae. Gene Ontology annotation, molecular function: protein binding.
AUGCAAACUACUACAUUUGUUUUCCCUGGCAUAGCUUAUGAUUUAGAGUAUCAACAAGAAUGGGUUAAAGUACACACAUGUGGAAUUUCAAUUCAUCCAGAUAGUAUUAAACAUAUUAUUUAUUGUCAAUCUGAUGAAGCUACAAUAAGUUGUUGUCAAGACCACAGGCAAUCUCUAGUCAUCAAGCAUAUAAGAGAUGAAUGGAAUCCAUAUGUAUUUCAUAUUCGACAUGGUGUACGAUGUUUUCAUUACAAUGCAACACUUAAACUAUUAGUGACUGGAUGUUCGCAUAAAGUUUAUAUAUGGAAUCCAGUAGUAACAAAAAUAUAUCUUGCUAAAUUAGAAGGGCAUAAAAAUUCAGUUGUAGAUGUUAGAAUUUUUGAACAUUUCAAUCUUGUGAUUAGCAUUUCAAAGGACGAAGUACUCAAGGUAUGGAGUUUAAAUACCUAUGUUUGUUUACAAACAAUUCAAUUUGAUUUCCCAGUGUAUAAUGUACUCGGAAAAUCUGUUGAAUUUAGUGCUCGAACAUUUUAUCCAGGACCAAUCAUAAAACAACCACCAGAAGAACAGGCGUCACUAAAGUCCAUUGAUGCAAGUAAUAUAACUAGCGUACAAACAAGUGUUUAUAUGCCCAAGUUAGUAAUUUUAAAUACAUCUAUAUAAAUAAUAAAUACUCAAUAUUUUAUAACAACCAAAAUGUUUUUUUCAGGGAAAACUGGGAAUCUGAAGUAUUGUUAAUUGUUUGCUCUAACUAUUUAUCAAUAUUAAAACAAAAUUUAAAGGAUUAUUCCCAAAAUCAUUCUCCUCUCCCUCCGCCAAUAGAAGACAAAAAACCAGCGCUUCCAUCAGAAUGGAGUUUCAGUGACACCGAUCAGAUUAUCCCUGACGAAAUUGAUAGCACAUUAAUAGAAUCACCGAAAGUAGAUAAUUAUAAAAUAAAAAAAUUACUUAUUAAAUCAAGACCUCCGUUAGACCAUGAAGCUUUUAACCUGGAUACACAUAAAAAACCGAUAAAUACUAAAAUGAAGAAGCAUGUAGAUGAAAUGGUAAAAAAUGGAACACCUUAUUUAGCAAUGCACUUAUGUCCAGUAUAUAAAUUAGAACUGUCUAAGAACUUGGUGUUGAGCGAU